Notolabrus celidotus (New Zealand spotty) is the source of this 2793-nucleotide messenger RNA. It is a transcript of the gene b3glctb, whose product is annotated as beta 3-glucosyltransferase b. The transcript has 15 exons. Gene Ontology annotation, molecular function: acetylglucosaminyltransferase activity. The record is from RefSeq and is a predicted model, not a curated record. NCBI's taxonomy places the organism in Eukaryota, Metazoa, Chordata, Actinopteri, Labriformes, Labridae. Gene Ontology annotation, cellular component: membrane. Bases 114 to 1553 code for a protein of 479 amino acids.
GCCAUUCAGUGGAACGCAGAGUUCUGAGGGUUUGAGCUCUGAAGCUAACCAAUGUUUCACCGAGGCCAUGAAGAAGAGGUCACUUCAGAUCCUGAACUGCAACCAGGAAAACCAUGAGACCUCAUAAUGUGGUGACCGGAUGCAGACUGGUCGCUGUUCUAAUUCUCUGGCUCGGUCCAUCUGUUGGAGUCCAACACACAGGUCGUGCUCAUGCAGCAGAGCGCCAGGAGCAAACUACAGACGGCUCCAUCGGGUUGAAGGAGGUGGUGUUAGUGAUCCAGAGUCAGAGAAACUCUUAUCAUGCCCGUCGAGCCGGCCAGAGGAAGGUGGAGAUUCUGCAGCAGGCAGCUGAACUGGGACAGGGAGUUCCAGUUGUUCUUCUCCUCCAUGAGCUGUCAGAGUACGACGGGGACUGGAGCAUCCUCCCUGCACUUCCUCAUCUCUCUGAAACCUAUGGUCAGUCCUCAGCCUGGUUUUUCUUCAUAGAGGAGGAGACACAAGUCACGCUGUCUGCUCUGCUGCAAGUCCUCAACAGAUAUCCAAUACGAGAGGAGUGGUUUUUGGGGAAGCGUCUGAAUGACGAAGACGCUUCAAUCAUCCACCACUACGCUUUCUCUGAAGACCCCGUCUCCUUCGGUUACCCUGACCCGGCAGCAGGCUGGGCUCUCAGCACGUCGCUGCUUCUUAGACUUGCAGCGCGAGUCCAACACGAGCCGCUGAAGUCUGAUUUCACGAUCGACUUGAAACACGAGAUUGCAUUGUUUAUUUGGGAGGAAGGAAACGGUCCAAAGCUGACAGCAGUCCCAGAGUUUUGCACGGAGACAAGAGACAACUGUGCGACGACAUUUACAACCUACCUGCCCAACUGUGGAGAUCCGGUGUUGAAGAAAGACGUUUUUGUUGCUGUUAAAACUUGUCAAAGAUUCCACUCAGAGAGAGUCCCGGUGGUGAAAGCAACCUGGGAGAAGGACGCUGCGUUUUUGGAGUAUUACAGUGAUGUCGCCGAUGCCUCCAUACCCACAGUCAGCCUGGGAGUGCGAAACACUGAGAGGGGGCAUUGUGGGAAGACUUUUGCCAUCUUGAGGCGGUUCCUGAGCAAAGCUGUGCCAAAGGCUGACUGGCUGCUCAUUGUUGAUGAUGAUACGCUCAUCAGUUUACCCCGGCUGAGACGUCUGCUGCGUUGCUAUGACCCAAAAGAAGCAGUGAGUCUGGGGGAGAGGUACGGCUUCGGCUUGGUUCACCAUGGCUACAGCUACACCACAGGAGGAGGAGGCAUGGUGCUCAGCAGGGUGGCCGUGUCCAGGUUAGUCUCCAGCAGUUGCGGCUGCUUCAGUGAUGAUGCUCCUGAUGACAUGGUGCUGGGCAGAUGUCUCACUUCACUGGGUGUUCCCAUCACACACAGCCCAUUAUUCCACCAGGCCCGACCGGAUGACUAUCCAGAGACGCUUAUCUCCUCGCAGCAGGCCAUCUCCUUCCACAAGCACUGGAACAUCGACCCCGUAGCCGUCUACAAACACUGGCUACAGGACACAAACACACGAGAUGAGCUGUAGAUACAGUGUGUGUGUACCAGAGAGGAAAGAAUUCAUCAUGUGUCUGUGGAGGUUCUCAGUCAUCUAGGUCAUGAUGACUCAUAGUUUGAUCGAUGUUUCACCUCUGGCUUCUUCAGAUCUGAAUUGACAGGUGGACACAUAAGCCUCUGUGGGUCAGAAGUAUGGUGAUGAACACAGCAUUGUCCGUUGCUGUGAUUAACCCUACUUACAAAUUGUCACGGCAACACAACCCUCGCACGAGCUCGGUCUAGGGCAUCCAAGCGUUGGCUGCCCGUGCCAUACUACAGAAGGAAUCAGGUGGCUGUCGAGCAAAAGGCAAAGGGAAAAAGGCGGACCUUACCUGUGCUGACUCCUUUCCAGGACACCAUUCAUGGCUCCGGGACCAGCUCACGCUGCUUCCUUCUCGUUACCCCUCAGGGUUUCGGAUGACAGUUCAUAUUUAAGUUAACAUAUAUAACACACGACAAAACUCAACGGAAAAAGGGGAAAACUUCGCAAGAAUGUCUUUCCACGGCUUCUGACAACGGCGUCUCUUUCUUCUCGCCUCUCUAGCAGGUGUCUGCCUGAGCUAAUCAAGACCACAGCGUCACCGUCUCAUUGAUAAAUUGGUCACGUGACCAGGAAGGUCCGCCCACCUGUAGCUCGACAGCCACACCCCCAUACUCUGGACAGUGUUGCCGCAACAAAAUGUACAGGACAAGAUCAGCAAAGACAUAGAUCCUCCUGCUCGGUCAACAGCAUGUGCCAAACUCAACUCAACCUAUAAGUUCCUCACGGGAGUGUUGUGGAGUGGAUAGAUGGAGCUUUGCCUUUGCAGGACAUCCAUUGAUAUCAAGGUGGCAGUGUGUUUCGAGUAUUCCUGCACACUUACCCACUCAGCAUGAAGCCACAGUGGUGCUUUAAUCUUCAAAGUGUGUGUCUGAGUGUGAAUCAAAGGUUUUUAAUUUAUCUAAGAGAGAUUAUGAGAAUGUUUUUGUUAUGAUGGUGUAUUAAUGUUGUAUUCUACUCUGGGUAUUUAGUGUUACAGUAAGAGAGUCAAACAAUGUGAAUGAUUUGGGCAGUGUUGUCAAAGUGAUACUCAGAGUUUGUUUAUAUUUUAUUAUGUAGUCAGGUGAGUCCUUGAGAGGUUGAACUCUGGAAAUGAAGAUCAUGGCAUGAAACCAUAGACUGUAUAGUAAAUGGACGUAGUAUCCGUGAUGUCACCCAUCUGCCUCUGAAGAGCUGUUUUGAAGCUGAUCCU